AUGUCGUCUGUCUCUUCGGCCGAUAAGGUCUCGAAAGAGAUCUUUGAUGAGAAACAUUUAGUCGAUGAGCGGGUUGUUGAGGCUCCUAGCGAGACUGAUCAGGUUAUCAUCAAAGACUGGGAUGAGGAGGAGAGUGCCGUGACGCGAAAAGUCGACUUCAUCCUAAUCCCCAUCCUCGCCUUCGCCUUCUUCGCCUUGCAAAUGGAUCGUGGAAAUAUCAGCGCCGUCCUAACCUCAUCCAUCACAAAAGACUUGCAUAUAACAACCAAUCAAAUCAACAUCGGCACCCAACUCCUCUCCGCCGGCAUCGUCCUCUCCGAAAUCCCCUCCAACAUCAUCCUCCAACGCAUCGGACCCCGCGUCUGGCUAUCCGGCCAACUCUUCGCCUGGGGCCUUGUGGCCACAUUCCAAGCCUUCGUGCAAUCCUACCCAGCCUACCUAGUAACACGAAUCCUACUCGGAUUCUGCGAAGGCGGAUUCAUCCCAGGCGCACUAUACUACCUGUCAACAUGGUACAAGAAAGACGAGACGAGUCUGCGCACCAGUCUCUUCUUCUACGGCCAGAUGUUCGCAUCCGCCACGUCCAGCCUCAUCUCCGCCGGUCUGUUGAAGUUGAAUGGAAGCCACGGCAUGGAAGGCUGGCGCUGGAUCUUCCUAGUCGAGGGACUGAUCACGAUCUUCAUUGCGAUUGUCUUUACUUUGUUUGUGCCGCCUGCCGUUGGAGAUGGUCGGCCUCUGAUCUCCAUGGGUAAAUGGAGUUAUUUCACCGAGCGUGAAUCCCAUAUCAUUCGGAAUCGGGUUCUGUUGGAUGAUCCACGUAAGGCGAGGGGUCAUAUUCAGAUUACCAAGGGUGAUAUUUGGAAGACGAUCAAGGAGCCUAGAAUUAUGCAGCAUGCGCUGCUGACUCUGGUUUCGAUGUCUGGGUUCCAGGGGUUGACUCAGUAUACGCCGAGUUUGAUUAAGUCUUUGGGGUUCAGUUCUGUUCGGGCUAAUGCGUUGGCUUCGGUGCCGGUGUAUUGCAGUAUGGUUUGGUUGGCUAUUCUGUCUUUUGCUAGUGAUCGGACAGGCCACCGAGGACCAUUUGUGCUUCUCGCCAUCACAUGGAAUGUGAUUUCGUAUGUGUGUCUUCGGACAAGCAACGUCCAUUCCAGUCAAUGGCAUGGAUAUGCACUCAUCGCCGUAGCCAAUAUCUCCUAUUGCAGCAUGCAUAUCCUCAAUGUCGGCUGGCUAUCGUAUUACUGCCGCACCCCCAGGAACGGAGUGUCGCCAUGGCGUAAAUUGGUCGUUAUGGCUGCCAACUGCGCCGGUAUCUCCGGCUCUCAGAUCUUCCGCACAUCCGAUGCGCCUAAAUAUUUGCACGGCCUCACCGCAAUUUGCUCGUUGGCUGGUGCAUCGUGGGUCGUGGCGGCUGUCCUCUGCGCGCAGUAUUAUUACCGUCGGAGGAAGGCGGUGGCUCAGGAUAGCAGUACGAUAUAA
This is a messenger RNA of Penicillium nucicola, 1476 nucleotides long. RefSeq lists its product as uncharacterized. Gene Ontology annotation, cellular component: membrane. Gene Ontology annotation, molecular function: transmembrane transporter activity. NCBI's taxonomy places the organism in Eukaryota, Fungi, Ascomycota, Eurotiomycetes, Eurotiales, Aspergillaceae. Gene Ontology annotation, biological process: transmembrane transport. Bases 1 to 1476 code for a protein of 491 amino acids. The transcript is spliced from 5 exons. The record is from RefSeq and is a predicted model, not a curated record.